UUUCGCAGUGUCCGACGAUCUCAAAGUUCCUCUCUUUUUCUCUCUCUCCUUCUCUCACACUCUGUCUCUCUCACCAAAUUCGUAGCUUUUUUGCAUUUGCUUCUGAAUUCGGCUUCGGAUUUCAGAAAGUCCGAAGAGUCUCUCUCACUCAAUCUCAGACUGUCAAAGAGCUUCAAGCCGCAAAGAACGGACCCAGAGAGUUUUAAUUUAAUUCGGAAUCGUUUAUUGGUCUGAUCUGCAGAUCCCGUUACCCUAAUUUUCCGCAGGCGUAACGGUUCUCCUCCUUGGCCUGCCGUCAUUUUGACCUCUUCAAUGGUGGCGAAACAAGAGUUUUAAUCUCUUUGGCAGAGAAAGCUAUCGACUUGCGAUUGGAUAUACUGUAGCUAGAAGUGCAGUGCGCAACUACUGUUGCAUAAAGGUCGAAUUUGAAACUUCGUGGAGGGUAAGAGAGAGAGAUGCUCACGUGCAUAGCUUGUUCGAAGCAGCUAAACACAUCCAAUGGCGGAUCUAAGGAAGAAGAAGAAGAUGACAGAGUUCUCGGAACACCCAGGUCUAAGCAGGCGAUUAAGUCCCUGACGUCACAAAUAAAAGACAUGGCAGUGAAAGCAUCAGGUGCCUACAAAAGCUGCAAACCAUGUUCGGGGUCGUCAAACCGAAAUCAGAACCGAAACUACGCGGAUUCGGAUGUUGCAUCAGCUUCUGGGAGGUUCCAUUAUGCGUACAAGAGAGCGGGAAGUGGAAGCUCAACACCGAAGAUUCUGGGGAAGGAAAUGGAGUCAAGGUUGAAAGGGCUUUUGAGUGGAGAAGGAACACCUGAAUCCAUGAGUGGCAGGACAGAGUCCACAGUGUUCAUGGAGGAAGAAGAAGAUGAGCCCAAAGAAUGGGUUGCUCAAGUGGAGCCUGGUGUCCUCAUCACAUUUGUAUCAUUGCCUGAGGGAGGGAAUGAUCUCAAGCGGAUUCGGUUCAGCCGUGAAAUGUUCGAUAAAUGGCAAGCUCAAAAGUGGUGGGCAGAGAAUUUCGACAAGGUCAUGGAAUUAUAUAAUGUGCAGCAGUUUAAUCAGCAGAGCGUCCCGCUUCCAACACAUCCUAGAUCUGAAGAUGGGAGCUCGCGAAUUCAGUCUACCAAGAACGGUCCUGCAACUCCACCACUAAACAAAGAAUGCCCUCGAGGAAAAGGCUAUGGUUCUUCUGGCUCACUCGCUCACCAACCAACAACACAAACACAAGUUCGAUACCAUGAUUCAUCUGGUCUUGCUACGACGCCAAAACUCUCUAGCAUAAGUGGGACCAAAACCGAGACAUCAUCGGUUGAUGAGUCAGCAAGAAGAAGUAGCUCAUCAAGGGAAGAAGAAGAAGAAGAAGAGGAAGAAGAAGCAGAUCAUUCAGGGGAGCUCUCUGUAAGUAUUGCAAGUGACACUGAAACAGAAUGGGUGGAACAAGACGAAGCCGGUGUUUACAUUACAAUCAGAGCUUUACCAGAUGGGACUCGCGAGCUUAGACGUGUUCGAUUCAGCCGAGAGAGGUUUGGAGAAACGAAUGCAAGAUUGUGGUGGGAGCAGAACAGAGCUCGGAUACAGCAGCAAUACUUGUGAUGAUGUUUUUACUUUUAUGAGAGCGGGUGGAUUUAUAUAACAUAUAUAUUUUUAAACCAAAUUUUUUAAUUAAAUUUUUAUAUACUUUUUCUUUUAACAUAAUGGUUUAUAUAGUAAAAUAAUUGAUGUUUG
Messenger RNA from Eutrema salsugineum, 1724 nucleotides. RefSeq names its product protein Brevis radix-like 2. The coding region runs from base 456 to 1592 and encodes 378 amino acids. The transcript has 6 exons. Lineage: Eukaryota; Viridiplantae; Streptophyta; Magnoliopsida; Brassicales; Brassicaceae. The record is from RefSeq and is a predicted model, not a curated record.